Messenger RNA from Tarenaya hassleriana, 1014 nucleotides. Its product is annotated as probable aquaporin TIP2-2. Gene Ontology annotation, cellular component: plant-type vacuole membrane. The transcript has 3 exons. Gene Ontology annotation, biological process: transmembrane transport; water transport. The coding region runs from base 67 to 819 and encodes 250 amino acids. The record is from RefSeq and is a predicted model, not a curated record. NCBI's taxonomy places the organism in Eukaryota, Viridiplantae, Streptophyta, Magnoliopsida, Brassicales, Cleomaceae. Gene Ontology annotation, molecular function: water channel activity.
AUAUACACGGAUUCAACAUGGGUUCGAGCCACACACAGAAAACAGCAAAGAAAGAAAAAAAAAAGGAUGGUGAAGAUAGCGGUUGGGAGCUUGGGAGAUUCCUUCAGUGGGGCGUCUCUGAAGAGUUACUUGGCAGAGUUCAUAGCAACACUCGUGUUCGUGUUCGCCGGAGUUGGCUCUGCCAUCGCCUAUGGCAAGCUGACGUCAGAUGCGGCGUUGGACCCGCCGGGGCUGGUGGCCGUGGCCGUCGCCCACGCCUUCGCUCUCUUCGUCGGAGUUUCCAUCGCAGCCAACAUCUCCGGCGGACACCUCAACCCCGCCGUCACUCUGGGUCUCGCCGUCGGCGGCAACAUCACCAUCAUCACCGGUUUCUUCUACUGGGUCGCCCAGUGUCUCGGCUCCAUCGUCGCCUGCCUCCUCCUCCAGUUCGUCACCAACGGCAAGAGCAUACCGACCCACGGAGUGGCGGCCGGUUUGGGAGCGGUGGAGGGAAUAGUGAUGGAGAUAGUGGUGACCUUCGCUCUGGUCUACACAGUCUACGCCACCGCUGCCGACCCAAAGAAGGGUUCUUUGGGAACCAUCGCGCCCAUCGCCAUCGGUUUCAUCGUCGGAGCCAACAUCCUGGCCGCCGGACCUUUCAGCGGCGGCUCCAUGAACCCAGCCAGGUCGUUCGGGCCGGCGGUCGUAGCCGGAGACUUAUCCCAGAUAUGGAUAUACUGGGUGGGCCCACUCGUCGGCGGUGCUCUCGCCGGUCUCAUAUACGGCGACGUCUUCAUCGGCUCAUACACUGCCGCUCCCACCGCCGAGUCCUACCCUUGAAAUCUAUAUCUCCCUUUGCUUUUUGUGGGGUUUCUGAAUUGCCGCUGUUGGUGUGCGUUGCUUGAAGUUAUUUUCCUACUCCCUGUUUCAUCCAUGGUGUUUGUUGUCCACAAAAAAAUUGAUUGUCUUUUGUUUGUAAUAAAAAAAAAAUUGUAUAUGAUAAAAGUUCCUUGGUGGAGCGUUCGUUUUUUUUAA